Messenger RNA from Ostrea edulis (European flat oyster), 5540 nucleotides. RefSeq lists its product as uncharacterized. NCBI's taxonomy places the organism in Eukaryota, Metazoa, Mollusca, Bivalvia, Ostreida, Ostreidae. Gene Ontology annotation, cellular component: membrane. Gene Ontology annotation, molecular function: G protein-coupled receptor activity. The transcript has 4 exons. The record is from RefSeq and is a predicted model, not a curated record. Gene Ontology annotation, biological process: G protein-coupled receptor signaling pathway; cell surface receptor signaling pathway. The coding region runs from base 1 to 3252 and encodes 1083 amino acids.
AUGACAGACAGAAGGUUCAGACGAAAAUCAAUUCAGGAAAAUGAAAACCUCAGAGUUAGUCAUUCAAAAUACCAAUCAACGUCUGAAACAGAAACAGUGACACCCCUCAACCAGACACAAAUAUCACACAAACCAACUGCCUCAUUGUUGGCGGAUCUAACAACAUUUGAUCCACAUCAAGAAGACAUAGAUAGGAUAGCAACACAGUUUGAUACUCCAACACAAAAACGGCCUUCUUUACGAACACCGCCAUCUCCUCCUGCAACGACAAGUCUUCUAAGACAUCCCUUUACAAGCACAUCACAGUCACCAACUUCUGUUACACCAUAUCUGUCAUCACCUGGUCAAAUCCUUCCUUAUUCAUCCUCAAUAAGACGUACAGUGACUCCAGAAAUUACGCCACCGCCAUUGACAAGUACUUGGGGACUACAACCACUUCCUCCUGCCGUCGUAAGUCUUCGAAGCCAAUCCUUAUCAAACACAUCACAAAAUCCCCCUGCAUCAUUACCUGUACAAGUCCUUCCCUUUUUAUCAGCAGUAGGAAGAACAUUGACUCCAAAACCACUGAUGAUUCCUCCAGAAAUUACACCACCACCACCACGAAGUACUUGGGGACCACAGCCAUCCUUUUGCCCUCAAUCAAUUGGUUCUUUGUUUGGUGAUUCUGAUUGUCGUAACAAAGUGGUUGUAACACCUAACAAUAUACCAGAACGACCAGUGAGGACAGAAUAUUUCACACCGUAUCCACUGCCACCACAAAGAACACCGAAUCCACUGCCACCACAAAGAACACCGAAUCCACUGUCGCCACAAAGAACACGGAAACCACUGCCACCACAACGAAUACCGAAUCCACUGUCGCCACAAGAAACACCGAAUCCACUGCCGUCACAAAGAACACCAUACCUAUCGUCAUCACAAAGUACAUUACCAUCAUCUACACCAUAUCCACCACGAACCACUACACAAUACCCAUCACCAUCAAAUACACAAUACGUACCAUCAAAAACUACACCACCACCAACUACAUCAUACCCAAAUAUGCUACGUUGUCCUCUACCACCGGGUUCUCUGUUUGGUUAUUCUGAUUGCCAUAAGAAAAAGCCUGUAGUACUUGACAAUAUAUCAGAACGGCCAGUGAGGACAGAAUAUUUUACACCGUAUAAACGGUCAUCAACAUCACUAUACCCACUCCCAUCAACUACACCGUAUCCAUCACCAACACCUACACUUCCAAGUUCAUCAUUAUCAACUAAUUCACCACUAAGUACACCAUACUCAUCACCGACUACAUCAGUCUCAUUAAAAAAUAUACCGUAUAUAUCAUUUCCAACACGACCAUCUUAUCCAUUGAUACUACAAAAUGUCACCAAACCACCAUUAUCAACAAUGUAUACAUCACUUUCAAUAGUCAUGUCUUAUCCAUCAUCAAUACCAUUAUUCAUUACACGUCUUGCAUCAUUACCAAGUUCACAAAAUUCCCCAUCAAGAACACAAACUAUAUCACCAAGAAUAAACUCAUUAUUAAGUAAACGGACUCUUUCACUGAGAGUAACGUUAGAUUCAACAUCAAAUAAACAGACUCCAUCACCGAGAGUAACGCCAUUUCCGACUUCAAUUAAACGGAAUCCAUCAACGACAGUAACCACAAAUUCCACGAUUAAAACGAGAGAACUAGGCAUAAAGUACAAAGUAUUUGAUGAAUAUAAGAACUCAUCAAGGGAAGUAAUGUGCUUCAAACAUUUCGUGUUCAGGAAUGGUGACUGUCAAUUCGUAAAUACCAAAACCUUUAUGAAGAUCACAGCCAUUCUUGUAAUCAAACUGCAUAGAGAACAUGCAACUAGCAAUCAUAUUUUUGACCGUUUUAUUGUGUGGUUAAAUAUUUUGUUUAUAAAGCAUUUCUCAUUGCCUAAAUUAGCGGAAGUGAAAAGUAUUACCAUUUACCAACAUGAGAAUAGUUCAAUGCUAUAUCGUGCAAAUGUUGUCACUGUUGUAUCUUCUAAAGUGGAUCUCAAAGACUAUAUUUCAACAUUAAUUUCGGUUUUCCAUGGUCGAAACUUAUCAGAAGAAAACAUGAUAAAAGAAACAAUGGUCACGCCCUCCUUUCACUGUUACUUCCAUUUUCAAUCUGCAUCUGAUUAUUUGAAUCAUCCGGGGUUUACAAGGGUAAAGGAAACCAAAUAUAGCAUUCACGGAAGAUUCGAAUAUUUUACAUGCACUUUUUCGAAAACAAUAUUUUGUCCAAUGUUUAUUCUCAACAAAAGUGAGGUAUUUUUCAACGAUAAGUACAAGCUGUGCCUGACGCACUUCAACGUAUGUUUUGAUUCGUUAGUCUAUCACCAGGGAAAUUCGAUGCAGGUAUGCAUGGACGACUAUUUUGCAAUAUUAGAUAGGAAUUUCAGGAAAACAGCGAGAAAAGAUAUUUGGAUGUACAAAUACACACCGGAAGGGGUGUUGUCUCUAGUGUUGAUGUGUCUAUCAGCUCUGUGUCUCAUAAUAACGCUCGUAAUUUACUUCCUGUGUCCAGAACUACGAACCUUGCCAGGCAAAAGUAAUAUGUUUCUGUCGGCUUCACUGCUGUUUGCUCAAUUAACGUUCCAAUUUGGGAUGACACAGAAUGAUUUCCCAUUGCCGUGUAAACUGAUAGGGCUUUUUAUUCACUACUUUUGGUUGCUUAGUUUUUCCUGGAUGAGUGCAUGUUCAAUUCAAAUGUUUCUAAACUUUGGUCGCUUUACAACUGGGACUACCAUGAACAGUUCAAAGAGACUGCUGAAGUACUGCUUCUAUGCAUUUGGAAGUCCGUUCCUUUUUAUUUCAACUAACAUCGUAUAUUCUUUGGUUUCAUCAAGCGGAAAAGAAUAUGGUUAUGGUCUGGAUUUGUGCUAUAUAUCAUACCCGCUCAUGAUUUUCAUCACUUUCACAGCACCGGCUUUUCUAGUGACGAUAAAUAAUGUAGCAUUGUUCGUUAUCGUUUGCUGUCGUAUUGGACGACAUAGACAGUUACAGUCAGCAAGCUCCCAAUUUAGUAGAAGUAAAGUCCUUGUAAAGUUGUCAUGCUUGACUGGAUGUCUAUGGUUGGUUGGUUUUGUGAAUCAUUGGGUUAAACUGGAUGUAUUGCAAUACGUAUUUAUAGUUUUAAAUGCGUCUCAGGGUAUUUUCAUUAUGGCGUCUUUUGUCUGCACUAAAAGAGUUUUCGCCAUGUUGCAAAAGAGAUGGCAAUCGUUUUCUUCAUGUUGCAAAAUAUACAGAUAAAAAUGCAAAAAUGAAUUGAUUUGAAUUAUUUUCAAACAGGACGUUGUUUCCAAAUUAAUUUCAAAUAAGAGUAAACCUUCCUUCAUACUCCAUCCUCACUAUUUGGAAAACUAACAAUGAGAGUCAAUAUCAGGAAUCAACCAUUAAAACAUGGUGUAGUUCUACUACAUACCCAUGUAGUUUAUUGGUGAUAACAUGUGCCUCGAUACUGAUUCUAACUACGGAUAACUCCUUUUUUCCUGAUCAAGAUAUAGGGCUCAGGGGGUGUAACUGGUCGACAGAGAAUGCUUAUCCAUCUUCAGUACCUAAUCCAGGGGGUCAUUGUUUGCCCAACUCUCCAAUUUGUCAGUAUUUCGCAAAUGCUAUGGUCGUUAUAACGAUCUAGUUUGCCUAUACAACCUAUCAUUGUGUCAUACCGAUUGUUAGAUAGUUUUUGGCACACCGAUUUCGACAACGGAUGACUCCGUUUGCCUGAUCAAGAUAUAGGGCUCACGGCGGAUGUGACCGGACGACAGGGGAUGCUUACUCCUCCUAAGCACCCAAUCCCACCUCUUGUGUGUCCAUGGGUCCGUGUUUGCCGAACUAUCUAUUUUGUAUUGCUUUUAUGAGUUAUGAGAUUGAUCCCAAUUCGUUAUCUUCGCCUUUCUUUUAUCUAUCAUUGCUCGUUAUCUUUACCUGUUUAUGUACCAGCUAUCACGAUUUGGUAUAUGAACUGCUAUAGUGGUACAUUGUAACGCUGUCCUCUGAUACUUUCAAUUUCGCAUUUUGGUUUUUUUAAGGCUCUCUUCUGUACAUAAAAAAUUCCAAUGCAGUAAUACUUGAAAAGAUGUGCUGUAAUUCUCUCAAUUGUGUACUACUCGAUAUGAUGUACUCUAGUGCAUGCAAUACAGCAUUGUAGUUGUUGUAAUGUUGUAUUUUAAUCCCGGUAAUGUUGUAUUCAAUGUAUUGAAAUGUUUGUAAUUCUUGUAAUUCAUUGUAACAUUUUUAUUGUUAUUAGUAUAACAAUAUUAAUUAAGGAACGUAGCUUCGUUGGGCUCGAGUAGACACGUGCCUACAGUUUUUGUUGGGAUUUUUUCAUAUUCAAAACACAUUUUUGUUCAUAAAUGUUUGCAAAAAAUAGUAUGUUCAUAUUACAUUUCUAGUUUUUAAAUUCGGAUUAUACUUGAUACUUUUCUUUAGAGGGGUGGAUGAUAUAAAAUUGAUUGUGAAAAUUUAUCAUCCUAUAUGGCUUAUCUGAUAGAUUGGAUAGUUUGUACAAUACUUCAAUGUAAUUUGCAGAUGUGCAUAUUGUAGGGGCAGGAGGACCCAAUUGUUGUCCUUAAAGUUGUAGUGGAUCUGAGGGGUGGAAGUAUAAAAUAGUUUGUGAACUCUUCUCCUAUGUAGUUUAUCAGCUUUCAUAAUGUCUAUGUUCCUGCUCGUGCUUUCUUCUCCAUACCAUGCAGUACAUAAAGAGGAGGAGGCUUUCUUUGGUGGACUUCCAAUUUAAGGAACAAUGAAGACAUUUGUUUUGUUUUCAUAAAAUAAUCUCUACUUUAGUAAUAUGCAAGUAAAGUUUAUAAAAAAGAAGUUCAUUCAAUUAAUUACUAAAUUUUUAUCAUAGUGAUUUAUGAUUUUUACCUAUAGAUUUUUUAAGACUGUUAUUUCAUCUAAACUUAUGCACAGGAAACUUCCAAAUAUUACGUUUGGAAAAUUGAGUGCAAUACAAGGUAGAGAGAUAAGAUAUUCCAUAAAUAAAUCAAGGUAAGUUUAAGGUGUCGGCAUAAUGUAUGUAAUUACAUUGUAAUACAAUGUAUUCAAUUUUCAAAUAAAAUCAUUCGCCGCAGGCAUGCUUAUGGAUAUUUCCGUACAAUGAAGGGUGUUUAUAAAUAAAUGCAGAGUUUACAUCGCAUUGUUUACUUUUUGAUUGUAUUACUUUUUGAUGGUAUAAAUAUACUUCAUUGCGAAGCACAUGUAUAUUAUAUGGGGUGGAAGUCACUCGCCCCUUUCUUCUGACAAAGAACAUAUCCUUAAGCUUAUUAUUUGAAAAGAAGAAAAUAAAUAUACCAGCCAUGUGACCUCUUCCCACAUUUACUGAUAUGAACUUUGGAUAAGUACUACUAAAAUUGGUAAUGUAUUUAAGAAUGUACUCUCGUGGUAAUUUUACCGCGAGUGGGUCGCCAUACUUUUUAAAGUCGUAAAUCUGGGAAUGCAUGUAUUUUUGUAUGCACACAGUAUAAUAUUAAUAUCUGUUUUUGUUUGUAAAGUAAUGUUAAUAAACUAAUAAAAAUUAAUUAAAACAUGACAAUUUU